AUGCGUAUUAUUUUGUUUGUAGCGUUGACUGUUUGCCUGUGUGUCUUGAACCAUGCCGCUCAAAUUCAUCAACUUCUUCACGACGGACUAUGUCUGUGUGUUGCUGACUCGGACGUGUAUGCCAGGACUGGACCUGGCCCCCAGUACUUGAUAGCCGGCACGUUGCAGGUCAACGAGUGCUUCGUGUCCAAUGGAGGGUUAUUCCACGAGGGCCAUGAAGAGGGUCAGUCUUGGUAUGAAGUGAAAGAAAUCAAAGGCCAGAUUGCCUGGAUUGACGGCUAUCACCUACGAGUUAAAAAUGCUACGUCAUGUCCAAAUACUGGAGCAGUUGUUCUCACAGGUGCACAGAAUAUUCCAACUUGUUUGACACACGAGGGAUUGUUCCAGGAAGGCGACAGAAUCCAUCAGACAGGACAAGUUUGUCGAUGUCAAAACUCCCAAGUAGUUUGUCCUCACACUGCUGUCGGCUAA
This is a messenger RNA of Ylistrum balloti, 471 nucleotides long. RefSeq lists its product as uncharacterized. The transcript is spliced from 5 exons. The record is from RefSeq and is a predicted model, not a curated record. The coding region runs from base 1 to 471 and encodes 156 amino acids. Lineage: Eukaryota; Metazoa; Mollusca; Bivalvia; Pectinida; Pectinidae.